GGUGCAUGCUUUGCCUUCAGCCCUUGGGUGCCAGCAGGAUCAAACCCAGCCUGAGCUUAGGGAGGAUGCAAUGCCCUGGCUCAGCCACAGGCUGUUUCUUGGGCUAUAUUCUUACCUUAGGUCCCUGCAGAGUCCCUCAGAGAUGGUCCCUAGGGAGCAGGUAUUUGUCCUCAAGGCUAAAGGACAGAGUCUGGCCCUGCCAUUUCCUGACUUUCUGGGCUCCUGGGAGUCUCCAGAGCGCCCUGGUAUGCUGGGGGUGUACAGAGGCACUGGGUGUGGGUAGCAGGGUUGUCCUCAUCCUUCCCAAGGAUGGGUACUCCAGUGCUGGGUUUGUCCUGGGACUGAGCAGGAAGGUGCACCAGAGCCUGGGCUGGGUUUGGCCUUCCUGCUCCUUCAGCUUCACGCUGCAUGUGCUGCCCCUCUGCUCAGAUCACCCCGCGCCGGGUGCCCAGCCCUGCUGCCCGUCGGGACCGGGGGCUGAUGCUGUGUUAACUCUUCUGCUUGGUGACUCCUUCUUUCUUCCAGGCAACCCGCCAGUCCAAACUAAAAAAGCGCUGAAGCAGCGAUUCCUCAAACUGCUGCCCUGCUGCCGGCCCAAAUCCAUCCCCUCGCUCAGUGAAAGCAAGACAGUGCUGGCCUCAGCCACCCUCUCUUCCCCUGGGUUCCUUGCAGACAGUGUUGAGGAUGAGUUUGAGCUCUCCACCGUCUGCCACCGCCCCGAGGGGCUGGACCAGCUCCAGGAGCAGACCAAGUUCACCCGCAAAGAGCUGCAGGUCCUGUACCGAGGCUUCAAGAAUGAGUGCCCAAGCGGCAUUGUCAACGAAGAAAACUUCAAGCAGAUCUAUUCACAGUUCUUCCCUCAAGGAGACUCCAGCACCUAUGCCACCUUCCUCUUCAACGCCUUCGACACCGACCACGAUGGCUCCGUCAGCUUUGAGGACUUUGUGUCUGGGCUGUCCACCAUCCUGCGGGGCACCAUUGAUGAUCGCCUGAACUGGGCCUUCAACCUCUAUGACCUGAACAAAGAUGGCUGCAUCACCAGAGAGGAAAUGCUGGACAUCAUGAAGUCCAUCUAUGACAUGAUGGGCAAAUACACCUACCCGGCCAUGCGGGAGGAGGCGCCGCGGGAGCACGUGGAGAACUUCUUCCAGAAAAUGGACCGGAAUAAGGAUGGCGUGGUGACAAUCGAGGAGUUCCUGGAGUCCUGCCAGAAGGAUGAGAACAUCAUGCGAUCCAUGCAGCUCUUCGACAGCGUGAUUUAGCUCCCGGACCUGCCUCCAGACGAGCUCUCCUGACACUGGGCCCAGAACCUUCUUCUCUCUCUUGACUUUUCCUUUGAGACUCCCCUCCUCCGGCUGCACAGACACCCCCAUGGAAAGGGGCCUUUCUUCCCUGAGAUGCAGUCGGCGCCGAGACCUUCCCUUUCCCCUGGCCCAGCUCUGCUUUCCUCGGGGAAUCCCAAGCAGGUGCUCCCAGAUGUUGGAGCAUGGGCAUGGCUGGCACAGGAUGAGAAUUUCACCUGGAUGGACCUCCCUGCACCCAGUCCCGGUGGAAAAGAUGCAUCCUUGGGCUGCAGUAGAGGUUUUUCCCAUGCACACCACCCUGGGCAGCCACAGCUCGCCUCCCCUGAUCCUCCCCAGCCCCAGGAGCCUCCAGUCCUGGCUCCAGCCCAGAUCCUCCAGCAGCACUGUCUAGAAACCAGUGAAAUCUUGCAAAGGGCACAGCCAGUGCCUGGGCUCCUCCCUGCCCUGGCUGUGCCCUGCUGUGGGCAGCAUGGCUGGUGUGUCCACUGUGAGCCACCGGCCACCCUCCCUGUCCUGACCCUGGGCCAGUGGGGGGGCAGAGGGGCCGUGCCUGGAGAAGGCAGCCACAGGAGCCCUUGGGUCCAUUGCUGCAUGAGCUAUGAGGAGCAUCCCCUGAUCCCAGGGAUCCUGCUUACAGCUACAAGGCUCUUCCUGACAGGGGCAGAGGGGAGGUGACUUGUAGUGGCACUUGUCCCUCAGGAUGGACCAUGCAGGGCUGGGAGAGCUGCAACCUCAGCUCCUGUCCCUCAGGUUUGGGUGCUGGCACAGGGGGACCGCAGGGAUCCACUUUGAGGCUCCAGUGGAGAGACACCCUUUCCAACCCUUCCUGAGGACAUGACAGCCAGGGG
Ficedula albicollis (Collared flycatcher) is the source of this 2152-nucleotide messenger RNA. It is a transcript of the gene KCNIP2, whose product is annotated as potassium voltage-gated channel interacting protein 2. The coding region runs from base 6 to 1262 and encodes 418 amino acids. Gene Ontology annotation, cellular component: voltage-gated potassium channel complex. Lineage: Eukaryota; Metazoa; Chordata; Aves; Passeriformes; Muscicapidae. The transcript is spliced from 8 exons. Gene Ontology annotation, molecular function: potassium channel regulator activity; calcium ion binding. Gene Ontology annotation, biological process: regulation of potassium ion transmembrane transport. The record is from RefSeq and is a predicted model, not a curated record.